Mercenaria mercenaria is the source of this 1588-nucleotide messenger RNA. RefSeq lists its product as uncharacterized. The transcript has 6 exons. Bases 201 to 1316 code for a protein of 371 amino acids. The record is from RefSeq and is a predicted model, not a curated record. Lineage: Eukaryota; Metazoa; Mollusca; Bivalvia; Venerida; Veneridae.
UUGUUUAAAUGUGUUAUGAUCUCUUUCUGCAAAUGCUGUAUUUAUGUUACAGAACUAGGUCUUGCGCAAUUUAUUUUAUUUUAUCUCAGGUUUCCACCUGCAUGUUAGCCUUGAUUUAAUUUACAAGAUUGGCAAAUUACCUGCUAACCAAAUCUUGGCCUGGUAUCGCAGAUUUUCUAGUUGCUUAUCUGACUGUAGCGAUGUUUUACAGGAUAUUUAUACCACUUUUUGCUAAUGCGCAACUUUUAGUGUUAGUUGGAGCACAAUAUUUUACUGAGACAUGCGUGGAGACCAGUCAUAGAAAGAAGUCCACGCAGCUGGAUUGUACCGACGGAAUCAUCUCUGACGUCAGCGUCACUUCCGGCCUGGGAAGGUGUCUGAAUGACGCGGGCAGAUGUUUGGGUAUGACACCAACUGUGAUGGUUGACAGCAUGAAUUGCUACUGGAAUAGUGACUGUCUAAUUAAGUGGCCACGAGACCCAAUUAUCUACACGGAAACUGACAGGACUUGUAUGGGAAGAGUACCUACUUUCAUGAGUAUCAGCUACAAAUGUUUCAAACCGACUGAUAACCAGGAGGAAAAUGGUUUUGUCAAUGAUGUUCAACCUAAAAAACUUCUUAUCGAUAUGUGCAGCGAUGAUGUAGAAGAAUCUGUUUACAAAAGGACAGGGGAUUCGAAAAUGGCCGGUAUCAUCCGAAGCCAUAAACUAUAUCCUUGGGACUAUUCGAAUUCGCGUAGAACAUGUUCAGUAAAUAUAUACUGGCGUUCAAAGCAAAAACAAAAGCUGGUGGUUACCGUUAAGGGCAUAGACCUAAGCGAGAACGACUCACUAACUAUUAGGAACGAAAAACGAGAGGCAGUCAAUGUCACCUCUGAAAGAACAUUUAUUUUCUCUGACGGAACCGUAACAUCCUUCGUCUUCAGUGUUGGAUGGCAGUCAAACAGUGGAAAAGGCUUUCUUCUUUGCUUCAGAUUUAUAUCUGAUGUGGAUAAAACUGUCAAGGAUGAUGCUUGUGAGAGUAUUAUGACGGCUGGUAUAGUAAACAAUGUAGAACCAGACGAUCAAGGUUCUCCUCCAUUCCACCUAGCAACGACGACCACGUCCACGAUAACCACACCUGAAAUCACCACCACUCUACCAAUACCAAAACGUUGUCUAAGGAAGAAAACUGAAAAGAAAAGAUUAAAAUGUGCUAAAAGAAAUAGGAACAAAGGAAGAACUGGCAAGAAGAACAGACCAGGAAGACGGGAUAGACGGAAAAAGGGCAAAAAAGACAGAAGGAAAAGACGUCAUAGCAACCGGAGGCAUAACUGAAAGUCUGAACGACUGGUGGUGUCUUGAACUUUAUGAUGCGGAAUAGUACAUCACUCAUUCAAAUAGAAUAGCAAUGUAUAAAUACUCAUGCACAUGUAUGAUAUAUUAGAGUACAUUAACACCAAAAUGGUGUAUAGAAUAGAUGUAGUUUCGUAAACGUAUAUAUAUAUAUAUAUGAUUUACCUUUAAUAUCCUUUGAAUUGAAAUACUCUUUGAUUUUGCACUUGCAUAUUUGUAGCUGGGGAAGAUGUAUAAUAAAAUUUGUGAAAAGA